UGACCCCCAAACUGUUUCCAGUGGCUCUGCAAUGAUUUGGAUUCGCAGAGUCUGACAGAUUUCUGCUGAAAAUGUCUUCAUGUGACUCAACCUGCGCUCACCUUUCCAUUUGGUUCUCAAACUCUCCUUCCUGCUCCGCGGGCCGCCUGGCUGGGCCUCAACCCGGCCCGAUUCGGUUCGGCCCGGCUCGGUUCGGCCCGGCUCGGCAGCGCAGGCUUUAAUGAUGUAAAACAACAAGGCUGGAGUCAGCGCAGAGAGACGCUCCGAGCCGCUUGGCGAGAGAGGAAGAGCCGAGGAGCUUCAGAGUCCCGCACCAUGCCGAGGUCCUUCCUGGUGAAGAGCAAACGGGCCCACAGCUACCACCAGCCCCGCUGCCCGGACGAUGGCUACGCCAGGCUGGACACUCUCCUGGCUCACGUAUGCGCAGCAGCCAGCAGGUCUCAGGAGGAGCUCGCGACCAAACUGGAGCCCGAGGAAAACCCGAGCGCCGGCAGAGAGUCUUCGGGCUCCAGCCGGCGGUCCCGGGGGUCGCUGUCCUCCAGCUCCCCGCUGAGCUGCGGCGGCAGCGGGUCCGAGCGACACUCCGACUGUGAUUUCUGGCGCCCGCCGUCUCCGUCCUCCUCACCAGACUCGGAGAAAUGCCCCACACCCGCAGCGGAGGACGCCCCCUUCAACAUCCCGCUCCUUCCUUACUCCUGGUCGGCGUACUCCGGCGCAGAUCUGAGGCAUCUGGUUCAGGGGCCCUAUCAGCGCCGGCGGCAUAUCCGGGGCCACGGGGGGUCCCAUUCACCCGCAGCGGGGAUCUACGGGACAGAGCACGGCGGUGGCGGCGGCGGCAGUGAGCGCGUUUACCCGCAGCGGGGCCUCGGGUCCGGCUGUUACCAGGAAUAUUCCCCGUGCGCGGGCCGCGGGAUCUACAGGAUGCGGGUCGGGGGCGAGCUGUACGCGGAGGCCAAGCAGAAGGAAAUCAAAUCUGAGGAAGACUUUCUGCACUCUAACGUGGAGGAAAACGGAUCCUACAAGUGCAUCAAAUGCUGCAAGGUUUUCUCCACGCCCCACGGCCUGGAGGUGCAUGUUCGGCGCUCGCACAGCGGGACGCGGCCUUUUGAGUGCGGGAUCUGCGGGAAAACCUUCGGACACGCAGUGAGCCUGGAUCAGCACCGAGCUGUUCACUCCCAGGAAAGGAGCUUCAGCUGUAAAAUCUGCGGGAAGAGCUUUAAGCGUUCCUCCACCCUCUCCACCCACCUGCUCAUCCACUCAGACACUCGGCCCUAUCCCUGCCAGUACUGCGGCAAGAGGUUCCACCAGAAGUCCGACAUGAAAAAGCACACUUUCAUCCACACAGGCGAGAAGCCGCACAAGUGCCAGGUGUGCGGGAAGGCUUUCAGUCAGAGCUCCAACCUGAUCACCCACAGCAGGAAGCACACGGGCUUCAAGCCGUUUGGCUGCGACCUCUGUGGGAAAGGCUUCCAGAGGAAGGUGGACCUGAGGAGGCACAAGGAGACGCAGCACGGACUGAAAUGAGCCGAUUUCCUCAGAUUUCCACUGAACAUGGGCCGGCGUUUUCGUUUCCUGUUCUGAACUGCUGUUUUUUUUUUUCUUCCUAUUUAACUGAUAUUUAUCAUUUGUUUUCACAAUUAUUAUAAAAAUGGAGCUAAAUGAUACAUUUCCAAGAUUGAACAUUUGGAUCAGCUUUAUAAAAUGUCUUCUAUUUGUUUAUAUAAACAUGGAUUAAAUGUUAACUUAAAGGUC
Messenger RNA from Xiphophorus maculatus (southern platyfish), 1752 nucleotides. RefSeq names its product zinc finger protein Gfi-1 (gene gfi1aa). Bases 316 to 1524 code for a protein of 402 amino acids. The transcript is spliced from 7 exons. Gene Ontology annotation, molecular function: DNA-binding transcription factor activity, RNA polymerase II-specific; RNA polymerase II cis-regulatory region sequence-specific DNA binding. The record is from RefSeq and is a predicted model, not a curated record. Gene Ontology annotation, biological process: regulation of transcription by RNA polymerase II. Gene Ontology annotation, cellular component: nucleus. Lineage: Eukaryota; Metazoa; Chordata; Actinopteri; Cyprinodontiformes; Poeciliidae.